UAAUCUGGACCGAACAAGGUAGGAGACCUGAGCAAGAUGGCGACCACGGUGGCGCGCCACACCAGACCGGAUGUGACGUCCAUUGGACACGACGUCUGCUUCGUGGUUAAAAAGCUGAAAGACCUGGCUGGUACGUGUUUGUGGCACAUGAGUACAUAAACUUAAGGUAAAAUGGCAAAGAACAAACAAAAAGGCAAGAAACCGAAGAACGUCUUUCAGGUGGCAAACAAGCAUUUGAGGAGUAAAAACAAAACCAAACCGGUCACAACGGCUUUAAAAAAUAUUAAUGCAGUGACAAAGGAGAAGGUGGAGAACUUAAAUCAGAUGUUUGCAGAAGUCCAGCAGGAUGUGAAGAACGUGUCCAAGUCCGGUCCUCUUGAAACGAAGAAACAAAAGCAGGUCGUUAAGGAGCCACCGAAGGAACCGGUAAAUGUUGACAGCGCUGCUCAGCUGUUCUCUCAGCUUUAACAAACAAAAAAGACUCAUUAGCAACUCAUUUUACUUCCAAAGGAAGUAAAGCAGAUAAAAAAAUAAAAAAAAAACCUCCAGAAACGCCACUAUGGUAAAACUUAAGACAUCUGAAAUUCACUUCAAACAUGAUGGUUGAAGAUGAAUGGGUUGUGUUUGUUCAAAGUGUUUACUUUUCAGGGCCAUUAAAGGUAGAUAAAGUUGUUUUUUUAUUGUAACUGUAAAUAAUGUAUUAGUAAUUAACAUACAAAUUUUAAAGUAAGCAAUGUAUUUAAAGGAAAAACCAACUCACAUUUUUAUGAAUAAARUACGAGAAUAUGCUGAACUAG
Molecule: messenger RNA, 797 nt
Organism: Austrofundulus limnaeus
Lineage: Eukaryota; Metazoa; Chordata; Actinopteri; Cyprinodontiformes; Rivulidae
Gene: rbis
Product: ribosomal biogenesis factor
Exons: 4
Coding region: 172-468 (98 amino acids)
Biological process (GO): ribosome biogenesis
Cellular component (GO): nucleolus
Source: RefSeq, a predicted model, not a curated record